Symbiodinium natans is the source of this 441-nucleotide messenger RNA. Lineage: Eukaryota; Dinophyceae; Suessiales; Symbiodiniaceae. The record is from the annotation of a GenBank genome assembly.
AUGGCCCCACGCCGCGCCCGGUGGCCGAGCGCCAGGCCCGGCCGGAGGGCCCACUUUCCGGAGCCCGGCCGGGAGCUCUUGCAGCCGGCCACAGGCACCGCGGUGGUCAUCCGCGUUCACGGGGGUACCUCCGAGGCAAUGCUGGCGCGUCACCUUGCCUGGGCAAGCCGACUACAGGACUCGGAUGCCAGCAGAGCCAUCCAGACCUGGAUCUUGGCAGACGAAACUUUCCCUGCCCCAGGAAGUCAACUUCUCAUGCUUGACCGCAAUGUUGGCAGGCAUGGACACCAUCGCCCGACGUGUUUCGAGUGUGUUGGCUGCAUGUUGAUGGUGACCUGCUCCCCGCAGAAGCCAGCAGAUGGCCUGGUUUCGAGCGAAGUACGUGCCGUUCUUUACAAGAUGCAGGUAUGGCCAGAGCUCGUGGCGAAGCAGGUCACUUGA